This is a messenger RNA of Brassica napus (rape), 4328 nucleotides long. Its product is annotated as pentatricopeptide repeat-containing protein At5g62370. Bases 225 to 3023 code for a protein of 932 amino acids. The transcript is spliced from 4 exons. Gene Ontology annotation, molecular function: protein binding. Lineage: Eukaryota; Viridiplantae; Streptophyta; Magnoliopsida; Brassicales; Brassicaceae. The record is from RefSeq and is a predicted model, not a curated record.
ACAUUAAACCAAUUUACAGAGAGUACGAAGAUGACGAGGGUUUUAGUACGACGACUUCGAUGACUCUGUUUCAAACCCCGCGCUUCACCUCUCAUCGUUCCACUUCAAUCAACCCCCGUCGCCGUUUAUUCUUCCCAAAAUCUCUUCAAAAUCUUAUCUGUCUCCUCAUUCAACUUCUGUAAAGUACGAUUCUUUGUUUCCCAAACCUUGAGAUUUGGGUGACGAUGUUAAAGGUGAAGGCUUUGUGUCAUCGCUUAGUGAAAUCGAGAAAGGCUACGACUUGCGCUCUUCCGUCAGACCCAUCAUCGACCUCUGCUUCUUCUGACCACAGGUCCAGAUGUUUGUCGUUGAUAGUUAACCUUCGCCGACGAGGUCUCCUGGACUCUGCUCGGGAAGUCACUCGCCGCGUCAUCGACGGUUGCUCUUCUACAUCAGAGGCAGCUUUAUUUGCCGACUUUGCAGUCAACAACGGCAUAGAACUCGACUCUCUCUGCUGCGGCGCAUUGAUAAGGAAGCUCACGGAGAUGGGUCAGCCUGAAUCGGCUGAAACUUUCUACAACCAACGUGUACUCGGAAACGGUGUCGUUCCCGAUUCAUCUGUUUUGGAUUCGAUGGUUCUUUGUUUGGUUAAGUUAAGGAGAUUCGACGAGGCUAGAUCAUGUUUAGAUAGAGUUCUAGCUUCUGGUUAUGUUCCUAGUGACAACGCUUGUAGCUUAGUAGUCAACGAGCUUUGCAAUCAAGGUCACUAUCUCGAGGCGUAUCUUUACUUUGAGCAAGUCAAAGCGAGAGGCAGUUGUUUACGCCUUUGGUGUUGCAAGAGACUGUUUAAAGGGUUGUGCGGUUAUGGUCACUUGGAUGAAGCGGUUGGGAUGUUGGAUACUCUCUGUGAGAUGACGAGAAUGCCUCUUCCGGUUAAUCUUUAUAAGUCUCUCUUCUACGGGUUUUGUACAAGAGGAUGCGCUGCUGAAGCAGAGGCUUUGUUUGAUCACAUGGAAGCUGACGGAUACUUUGUGGAUAAGGUCAUGUACACUUGUUUGAUGAGAGAGUAUUGCAAGGACAAUGAUAUGACGAUGGCGAUGAGGCUCUACUCGCGGAUGGUUGAGAAAGGUUGCGAACUCGACACUUAUAUUUUCAACACUUUGAUCCAUGGGUUCGUGAAGCUUGGUGUGCUCGAUAAAGGGAGGGUUAUGUUUAGUCAGAUGAUGAAAAAAGGUGUGCGGUUGAAUGUUUUCACUUACCAUAUAAUGAUUGGUAGCUACUGCAAAGAAGGGAAUGUUGAUUAUGCUUUGAGGCUUUUCGAGAACAGCGCAGGAGGGGUAGAAGGUUUAUCACGCAACGUGCAUUGUUAUACGAAUCUUAUAUCCGCGUUUCACAAGAAGGGGGGAUUGGAUCAAGCUCUUGGCUUGUUGAUGAGGAUGUUAGACAACGGGGUUGUCCCUGACCAUAUCACUUACUUUGUGCUCUUGAAGAUGCUUCCCAAGUACCACGAGCUUAAGUACGCUAUGGUUAUCUUACAAGCCAUUGUGGAUAACGGAUGUGGGGUAAUAAGUCCAGCGGUUAUUGAUGAUGGCGUUGAGAACAUUGAGGUGAAAGUUGAGUCUUUGCUCGAGGAGGUUGCUGGAAAAAACGCGAAGCUAGCUGCCAAGGGACUUGCCGUUGUCACAACCGCUCUAUGCUCGCAAAGAAACUUCACCGCUGCUUUGUCUCGUAUCAAGAAGAUGGUGAAUCUAGGAUGCACGCCUUUACCCUUUUCAUACAACUCGGUGAUCAAAUGUCUGUUUGAAGAGGGGCUUAUAGAGGAUUUGGGGUCUUUGGUCAAUCUAAUUCAAGAAUGGGGAUUCGUUCCAGAUCCUGAUACGUACUUGAUAGUUGUGAAUGAGUUAUGCAAGAACAACGACAGAGACGCUGCCUUUGCUGUUGUGGAUGUGAUGGAGGAGAUUGGUUUGAGACCUACGGUUGCUAUUUACAGUUCAAUCAUCGGUUCUCUUGGUAGACAAGGAAGAGUUGUUGAGGCAGAAGAGACCUUUGCAAGGAUGCUCGAGUCCGGGAUUCAACCUGAUGAGAUUGCUUACAUGAUUAUGAUCAAUGCGUACGCGAGAAACGCAAGGAUCAACGAAGCAAAUGAGUUAGUUGAAGAAGUGGUCAAGCUUUUCGUCCGACCUAGCUCUUUUACUUACACGGUGUUGAUCAGUGGGUUUGUGAAGACUGGUAUGAUCGAGAAAGGAUGUGAGUAUCUUGAUAAGAUGGUUGAAGACGGGUUAUCUCCAAACGUUGUGUUGUACACUUCACUCAUUGGUCAUUUCUUGAAGAAGGGAGACUUCAAGUUUUCUUUCACAUUGUUUGGUUUAAUGGGAGAAAACGAGGUGAAACAUGAUCACGUUGCUUACAUCACACUGCUCAGUGGUUUAUGGAGAGCAAUGGCACGAAAGAGACGAGUGUUUGUUGAGCCUGGUCAAGAAGAGCUUCUUCGACGUCUUCUUCAGACAAAUCCUGUAGCAUCAAUCCCCUCUUCUCUAUGCAACUACAGAUCAAAAAGCUUUGCAAUGGAAGUGAUUGGGAAAGUGAAAACGUCACUAGUCCCUAACUUAUACCUCCACAACGCCAUCAUAACAGGAUACUGUACUGCAGGGAGCCUUGAUGAAGCUUAUAACCAUCUCCACUCAAUGCAAAAGGAAGGAGUUGUUCCGAAUCAGGUGACUUUUACUAUCCUGAUGAAAGCUCAUAUCAAAGCAGGCGACGUUGAGUCUGCUAUAGCUUUGUUUGAGGACUCUGAGUGCGAGCCGGAUCAAGUUAUGUACAGUACGCUGCUUAAGGGUCUCUGUAAAAGUGAAAGACCUCGUGAUGCUUUAGCUCUGAUGUUGGAAAUGCAGAAGGAUGGUGUGUAUCCAAACAGAGACUCUUAUGAAACGCUGCUUCAGUGUCUCUGUCACUCUGGAUUGACCAUGGAAGCGGUUAAAGUAGUUAAAGACAUGGCUGCUCUUGGUUUUUGGCCUCGUUCGAUUAGUCCCACAGUCACUCUUUGAGAUUCUUUCUCUAUAGCUUAUCAUGGUUUUGCUUAGACAACAUAGAGGAUUAGAGCUGUCUGCUUCCAAGAGUUUUGUCUCAAAGAAAUAGACUUUCUUUCUCUGGAUCGGAUUCCUCUGCGCGGGAGCUCUCUUCUCCGACAGAAUGUGGCCUGAGCCUGAAGCCAUUGUUGUAUCAAGGGAAGCUUCAGAUGAAUGGCUGCAGUUAGUGUCAGAGCCAGAGGACUGUGAUUCAUCAAAAGUAAGUUUUCUAAUUAGAAGGUUUUUGAAGCGUGGGUCAAAAGACAGCCUUGGAGAAGUUUACAAGAGUCCAGAUGCAGUUCAAACACUUGACAAAAUGAUUUCGACUUUGGAAAUGGAAUUAGCGACUGCAGGAGCCGCGCAAGAAUCGAAUCCAUCAUCAAUCGUUCACUCGUUUCUGAUGAUAUCAAAGCUCCCUGAAACUGUCACCAAAAGAAUCUGAUGGUUGUUAAGAUAAAUACUGCGUUUAGCAGCAGAAAGCGCAGGGAUUCAGUCCUGCCAUUUGAAUGCCUCUCAGUAUGUUUCUCCAAGCUCACCGUUUAAGCCUUAAGUACAUUGUAUGGGACUGGACAUGGUCUUCUUUUAGGUGAGGAGAGAAAGAAGCUCGAGGAAGAGAAAGGCAUCGUGAUGCGGUUUGUAAAAGGCCAUAGGUUGAUUCAUGCCUACAUAUUUUCUGAUUAAGUGUCUUCUGCGGCCAGUGCCACUCCAGGUGGAAUUCUUGAUAGAAUUAUUCAGGCGGAAGAAAGUAAACAUGGCGCCUUGACAAAUCCAAAAAAAAAAAAACUAAACUGCUUUCUGUGUAUAAGAUCAUACGUUGAUUGUUUAUUAACCAAGGAAAAUUUGUGGAUACAGAAACAUACACUUCACAAGUACGUGAAUGAAGAUGUCUCUUUAGGAUCAUGGUUUCUAGGAUGUAUUCCCUAGUAUGGAUCAGUUCCCAUGUUGAUCGAUGAGAAACUGCAGACUGUGAGUGGAAGGAGCAGGCAGGCAACAUCUGUGUUGCCUCGUUUGACUGGAGCUGCAGUGGGAUUUGUAUAUCAGCAGAUCGGAUGAAGAAUGUUCAUUGGAGGUGUGGAGAAGGCUUAAAUGCCCUCUUGGCUGCAUCUUUCUGAACAAGAUGGCAGAAGAAACAUAUUGAGGAAGAAGAGUACGGAGACAAUCCGCUUAACAUUUUGUAGUAUAGAUAGAUACAAAGACCUUUUGAGUCGGCUCAACACAGUCUAUAUAUGUUUGUAUGUAUGUAUUGUUUGAACUGAGCUGAGAAGUGCAUUUUGAACAAGGCUA